Dromaius novaehollandiae (emu) is the source of this 5150-nucleotide messenger RNA. It is a transcript of the gene PP2D1, whose product is annotated as protein phosphatase 2C like domain containing 1. The record is from RefSeq and is a predicted model, not a curated record. Lineage: Eukaryota; Metazoa; Chordata; Aves; Casuariiformes; Dromaiidae. Gene Ontology annotation, biological process: protein dephosphorylation. Gene Ontology annotation, molecular function: protein serine/threonine phosphatase activity.
CCCGCCUCCCGCCCCCGCGGCAUGGCGUGCGCGGCGCUGCGCAGGGGCGGGCGGCGGCGGCGCGGGCCCGGGGCGCCCCCGCGCAAGGCGGCGGCUGCGCGCAGGGGUCCACGCCGGAGCGGGCCUUGCGCGGCCGGGAAGCGUGGGAGGAAAGUUGCCCCCGAAAAGAGCUGAAGACUCUUCUGGGUCGGGUCGGGUCGGGUUGGCCUGGCUGAGGCGGCCGCGGCGACCCGCGCAGCAGCCGCGUUCCUCAGCCUCCCCCGGCUUCAGGUUCUUUAAAAGCCCCCUUUCCCCCUCACGGUGUCACUCGUUUGUUGACUUAACUGUUGCGGUCCCAUCCCCGGCUGUUUUUAACAAAUUCUGUUGGUUUUUUUCAUUAUUAUUUCUAAUUCAGUCAACAUAAAAAUACUGGUUGGCUUUAAAUACAUGCGGAUAUAAAGGCUCUGCUCAGUUCCUCGGGGGGAAUUGCGUAGUGGUUUUAGGGCCUUUCCUUUUUGUCCGGGAACAGGUGUUAACAGCAGCUCAACAUAUGUCUUAGGGGCGCUGCCUUUUAAUUGGAAGCUCGAAUUAAGUGAGCGGUUCUCCCGCAGCAACUGCGGCCUGUGCCUGGAAGCAAGCGCUUCGGGUCCGCGGCAGUUAGGCGCCGCUGCGCACAUGCAAAGCCGCGGCGGAGCCGCGAGAAACCGCAGAUGGCAGCUCCGCCGCGCAGCCCGGCGGUCUGAGAGGCGGGCGCGCAGGCUGCGCGCCGGGUGUGAUUUACGCGUCCUUGAUGUGUGAACCGGCGGCGGCAGCAUGGAUGCAGCGGGGAAUCCCAGCGCGAGCGCUCUCGCAGCGCGGAGCCUUGCUGCCUUGCGCGAGCAGAAAUGACGACAGGCUCUGCAAGGUGGGGGAGGAGUGAGAAAACAGUUUCCCUGAGAUCUCCCCUUCUCUCACCCCCAUUUUCUCCCUUGAUGUUUUCAACCAUUCGGACUCUACGGCGGGCUGAGACUUUCGUGCAGCGAGACAAAACCUGAAGGAUGCACCGAGUUGCCUUUCACACUAACAUGUUUCAAUGUUUUCGCUAAAAAAGGGAGAGGGGAGAGGCUUUUUUUUUUUGGCGGAGGUGUUGAAAUGAACAAAAGGAGGAGGGGGAGGCGAUCCCCUUCGGAGGAAGCCGAGCCGGCGGUGCUGGGCUCCCGGCGCGGAGCGGCGCGUCCCCGGGCGGGGAUGUGGCGCGGGGGUGACAGUGACCCUUAAGAUGGCUGCUGCCAUCCGCGGUGUUUUAAGACGGACCGUUAAGGUGGAGGAGGCACUGGCUUGCCCCGCUUUCCGCAGCAGCGGGGAGAAGCCGCCGACGGCGCAUCGGACCCUGUCUUCGGAGCGCAUAAAACGUGCUCCUCUUAAAUUAUACCGGUUUUAUUUCUUUGACGCUCUUCGAUUAAUAUUUUAGAAUAACAAAUAGCUGCUGUAUGAUAACAUCCACCUAAGAUCAUCAGAAUAACCUUCUAAGUGUAUUUGCUUGCAUUUCUUCAUGACAAUUGCUCUUCCACUUUCCUCCCAGGCUUGGCAAUGAAAAUAUAUUGCUUAGUUUCACUUUCAGCUUUCCCACUGCUCUGCUUCAGCUGCAAAUGAAGUGAACAGUCCACCUGCAACAACCAAUUCCUUUCCGUGUGCCGCUCCACAUCGCUGCCCAUUGCCUUCUAGAUUUUCUGGGAACUGUCGCCUUCAUGGACAUUCUCCUAAUGUCUUUUUUAAAUAAAGAAAGAAAACCAUCAAGCUGGCGAUUUGUUUAGCUUCUCCUCGAAAUGAUAAACUAAUGUUAUCUAAUCCGGUAUCAAGUUUGCACACCCACAUAGAAACAGAUUAUACGUUUCAAUUCUCAAAACGCAUUCACUAUUUUUGCAUAUGUAAUUCCACUGAUGCUUAUGAGGACCAUUCAGUGUGCAUUUAUGUAUGGAAGUACAUGUUCACAGGAUCACGGCCUAGGCAAAAAACCUUCUUCUUUCAGCCUUAUUCUUCCACCUUGUUCCUUGAGAUCCUAAAAGUCUGAGAAGUUUUUACUUCCACUGAAAUAAAAUAAAGAUGAAAGUCAUUAUGACUGACUUUUGUUACAUGAUGGCUACUUUGGAUCUCUGAUACAUUUCAUUUUGUGUUUAUGAGAGUCUAGUGGAAAAAAAGACUGUUGUAUGGCAUAUGGUAGGACACUGAUAACCAGAACAAUAAAUCUACCAGCCUGUGGCUAAGGAUACAGCUACUAUAGUAACAUUUAUAAACACCAGUUUCACUACAAACGCAGAACAACUGCCUACUAUUGCAAAGAGGAACAGCUUAAAAAGAAAUCUCUCUUUAACUGCUAUUAGGGAACCUUUUCUACAAGUUCAGCUCCCUGUGAGUUCGUAGCACCACAUACCAGCUCUAAGAACAAGAAUCACACUCCACUACCAUGUCUGGGAAGUGAUGAAUACCAUACAGAAAAGCUGAUGAGUAACUACUUUAUAUUGGAGGUUUUAACAGUGUGAAGGUACAGGGCUAUGUGCUGAAUCACAAUGAGGAAAUGACGAAGUGACUAAGACCUUAUUAGGUACACAAAUCAUCCCAAGUUGUCUUAUGAAUUCUGUAUUUCCAAACUUUUCUGUUCUUAAUUUUGCUGUAUUACUAAUUUUUAACAUAUUUCUUAUUUACAAUUUUUAUAUAAUUUCACAUGGAGUUCCCAGCUUCUUGACCAUGUAUGUGUCAUUACAUGGUAAUGUAGAGUUUAUAAUACAGAGAAUGAGAACAAUGCUUGGGUAACAUGUAGUAUUAUCUAAUAUUAAAGUAAAAAUUCAUAACAUAUUCAACUCUUUUAUAGAAUGACAUGGGGAAAAUCAGAAGAUAAAUCAAAGCUACCUGAUUUUGAACUUUCCAGAGAUGAGGAAGAUCAUCUGGAGAAAGUCAAGAUUGUACCCAAGAAUGUAGAUUCCAAGGGCAUUUCAAUUUUUUGUUCAGUAUGUCAACAAACAAUAUACCCACGUCAUCUUUUUUAUCAUAAAAAAGAGCACACAGCCCUAAGUUUCCUGGGCUAUAGUAGCCCACAGACAGACAACAGAACACUUUUAGCUUGGAGACAGAAGCUGAUUUCAAAACUGACCAGGCUUCCUAGAUAUUCUGAGAGACCUAGGCAGAAGAUUGAUUAUUCAUUUGAAUUCCUCAUGGAUAAACAGACUUGCACAUCAUGUUGUGAUCUUGACAACAUUAACAAUUCUAGCACUCUUAAGAAAGUAAAAAAUUCUUUAAUAAAGGCAUUAUCAAUUUAUCAAGAUAAAAAUUCUACUUGGCAAGGAGACAUGGAAGAAUAUAUUGUGCUGGACAAUUAUGGAAGUAGGUCAGAGACAUGUUUUCUCAGGUUAGUUGAUGGCUAUCAUGGUGUGACAGCUGCAGAAGCAGUUUCAGCUGAGCUUCCACUUUUAUUUCUUGACCAACUUGCUCAAGCAGAUUCCUCCUACAUGAAGAGUAAGGAUGAACAGGAAAUUCUAGAUUCUUUUGCCACAGUAAUCACAGCAGAUUACAGGGAAAAAGAGAGGAUUUUCUCUGAUAAACAGGACAAUGACAAGACUAAGAAGACAAAUACUUACAAAUGGAUUCACAAAGCAUAUGCCAAGUCCUUCUGGAGAAUGGACAGACUUUUACAACUAGGAAGGAAUGAAGUUUCCAAAGUUCACUGGAGCAGCUGUUCAACUGUUACCUGUUUGGUGGAGAGAAUGCACAAUGAAAAGACAGAUAGCACUGAGGAGGAAGAAAGCAAAUAUUUUGAAAACCAUGGGCAUAGUCCACUAGCCAGGACAUCCAAAGGUGUUGCUGGGUUACUGCACAUUGUUAAUAUUGAUAACGUACAUGCAGUCUUAUGUAAAAAUGGAAAAGCAUAUUGCCUCUCAGAAGAGCAGAGCACUUCUAAUGCAAGUGAGAGAAAACGCAUACUACAGAAUGGUGGCAGAAUCAGCAUUAAUGAACCAGAUGGAUUAGUAGAAGGGCAUCUGAGAACCAUAAGGGGUCUUGGACAUCAUGGAGAUCCAGUACUGAAAAAAUCUGUUAUACCUGUACCUCAUACCAUAUCUGUCCCUAUCUAUGAUUCUUGCCAAUUUCUUAUUUUAGCUUCCAAUGGGCUUUGGGAAGUUUUGGAUUACAGUGAGGUACUUGCAUUAACACUAACAACGUUCACUCAUUAUUUGAGAAUGUAUAGAUGUAUUCAGCAAAAUAGGACUUCUCUGCAUAAGUGUCAAUAUUUGAUGCCUCCUUCUGAAAGCCACAUAAAUGACUCAAAGGCUAUUAAUGAUCUGCAAGAUGGAGCAGAGAUGCUACAUUCUAAAACAGAUAUUUUUCUUGCUGACUCAAAAGGCAACCUGACACAAAAUGAGCCAAGAUGUUCUAGCAGGCGCUAUCUGCACAGUGAAGAUGGAGUUUCCAAAGACACUGACGACCACAAAAAUCAAGCUGAUACAGAACCAUGUCCUUUCAGGAACAAUGAAAUACAUUCACAGAACAGAGAGAUAACACAGUCCGAUUCUAGCACAGCAAGUGGCUCCAAAGAACUGAAACAGUUUGAGACCAAAGUGCAUCUAUGUAACAGCCUGCAGCCACAUUCACAGACCGCAGGGCAAGCUGACACAGACUUAGACACUUUCUGUGCGAGAGGUCCAAGUCACACUGCUGAACAACCGGUGAAGAAUGCACUGGUAAUAGAGUCUACAGACACAAAAGAGCCUGAAGAUGACACAAAAGCGUACCUUUCUAAUUGUGAUUCAGAUGCAAAACUGGCCAAAAAAGUGGACUCCAAGCCACUUUCUGACAAAACUGCAAGUUACACUGGUCAACAACUGGUAAAGACCGUACUGACAGUUGGUUCUAAACCAUCACCGCAGUCUGAAGAGGGCACAAAAAUAUACCUGUCUGGUUGUGAAUUGCCCACUGCAGCAAGAGGCAGAGUCCCCUCCGAGACGUUCUACGACAACACAGCAGGCUAUGUUAGUGAACAACUGGUAAAGACUGCAUUAGCUGCAGGUUCAAUAGAUAACAUUACUAUUUUGAUUGUACUUCUAAACGGAUGUGAUAAAAUACCUAACUACAUCAAUAUUUAAAAGUGUAUCCGACAAUAAAUGGAGUGCCACUGUACAUAUAGUACAAGCUUAUAUUUAGCU